Clonostachys solani is the source of this 2277-nucleotide messenger RNA. The record is from the annotation of a GenBank genome assembly. NCBI's taxonomy places the organism in Eukaryota, Fungi, Ascomycota, Sordariomycetes, Hypocreales, Bionectriaceae.
AUGGAUGAAGAAGACCACUUCUCUGGUAGCUCGCCGGAGCUGGACAGAAACAACGAGAACGACAACGAUGCCGAGAACGACGAGGUAAUGGAGGAUGCCGAUGCCGACGGCGAGGGAGACGUAGACGCCGAUGGUGAUGCAGAUGCGGAUGCGGAUGGAGAUGCGGAUGGUGAUGCCGACGGCGAGGCGGACGACGACGAGGACAAUGACAACGACAAUGACGACGAAGACAACGACGAUGAGAACGACGACGGCGAGAGCGCUGAUGCGGGUGAGGAAGAGCACCAGAAAGCGCAAUCGCCGUCCCAGUCACAGUCGCAAACGCAGCAAGAUGGCAAGUCCUCGUCGAGUAAAGCAGCGCCAGAUGGAGGCGAGGACAACGGGGCCUCGGGAGAAGGCGAGGACGAGGGCACUUCCACCUCCAACGGGGACGCAAAGGGUUCCCAAGAUGCACAGUCAGGGCCGUUCCGGCCGUCUGUUCGCCCCGAAGCUCUGAACGCCCGCCUAUACGACAUCGUCCCCACGAUGGCGGCGCCGCAGGCCACGAGCGUCAACGCCAUGGCCAUCACACCCGACCUGAGAUACUGGUUCACUGGCGGGUCGGACGGCUACAUUCGCAAGUACGAUGGCCCGGGCACUAUUAAUGGUAAGCUUGCCUUGACUGUUGCGCAAAGGCAUCCGUUUGUGGACAGUGUCACCAAGGCUGGCAUUCUCAUGUCAUACUGGGAGAACGAGGAGCCAUCGGGUCGAGGGGCCGCUGGCGACCACGAUCCGGUGCUGUCGCCUGUCUACUCUCUGGCCGUCCACUCGCAAGCGCUGUGGUUGCUCUCCGGCCUGGAGUCCGGGGGCAUCAACCUCCAGAGUGUGAGGCACGACGAGGGAAAGAAGAUCACAUGUCUACAGCAGCAUACCAACGCCGUGAGUGUGCUGUCAUUAGCACAGGAUGAGCGGAGCGUGCUGAGCGGUGGGUGGGAUAAGAAUAUUUUUGACUGGGACCUCAACACGGGGCAGGUCAAGCGUUCCUUUGAAGGGAGUGGUGGCCAGAUAUCUGCUCUUGAGCUACGGCCUGCGUCUGGGGAACCCGUCCCGGCCGAUGCCGAUGAGCCCUUCCUGUCGGAUACCAUUUCAACCAACAACGCUCAGCCAUUCACAAACGGCACUGGUUUCCUCAAUGGGGAUUCCACAAGGGGGUCAGGCGCUCCAGGAGCUGAUUCUACCGCAUCAUUCAACGGCGGCGAAGAGAGCCAGGCCUCCCCAGCCCACGAAAGCCUGUUUGGUGGUAGCGAUGCCGGAAGUCUUUUUGGCGAAACAGCUGGCGAACAACCUUUCGGGCAGGAUGAGGAUGAGUACCAUGGAGGUAUGAACAUGAUGUCAGGUCAUGAACAUGGAGGUGGCAUGGACCAUUCGGCAGACAUGGCCAUGGCAGGCAUGGAGGACAGCAAGGAAAAGGAGACUGCGCCUGCAGUGUCGGCGCCUGCUCCUGAAGGUGAUGCCAUGGACGUGGACCCGGUCGUCCCCCCUCCGUCCGAAGGUCUCUCACAAGCGCAGACUCUGAGUCAAGACAUCAAACUGGAGCCAUCGGCGUCUACUGAUGGACCUCAGCUCGACCCAGAACAGUUAAGGAUAGCCCGGGAGCUCAAACGGGAGGAUACUGAAGUCAAUGGAGUGCAGAAUUCUUCAGCAGCUUCCCAGUCUCCCAAACUGUUAUAUGGAUCAGGCCCCCAAACGCAGUUUGACCCCUCGCAAACCUCACCAGACACCUUCCUAUCCGCCGCCAUGGAUGGUAUAAUCCGAAUCUGGGACAAACGUGCCCCGACCCCUGUGGCUCGCAUUGGAAACAGAGUAGGCGUGCCUCCUUGGUGCAUGAGCGCAUGCUGGAGUCCUAACGGAAAUAUGAUCUACGCUGGAAGACGUAACGGCACAGUCGAGGAGUUCGACGUGCGCAAAGCUAAGAGAGGGUGGGAGCCUGAACGGGUGCUCAAAUUCCCUGCCGGCAGUGGAGCCGUGAGCGCGGUAAAGCCCAUGGUCAACGGGCGACAUCUCGUCUGUGCUUCGCAUGAUAUUAUGCGGCUUUACGACCUUCGGGACACAAGAGCGUUCAAGCAUUCUACAGUACCGUUCCUGAUCAUCCCCGGCCCGCCGCGUGCCGGAGUCAUCUCAAGCUUAUACGUCGACCCUACCAGCCGGUACAUGCUCAGCGCAGCCGGAACCAGAGGCUGGGAGGGCAGCAGCACCGAAGUUUUGAUUGGAUACGAGAUUAAUGUUGUUGAGGAUUAA